GACGGUGCAAGUGCCCUGGCACUGCGCCCUGCAUCGGUAUCGUUAGUCACGUCACGCAACGCAGCUCCUUUCCACGCUGCACAAAGCUAUAGGAGAGCUGCGCUCGUUUUGUGGCACUGGGCAGCACUGCGCCGGGCUGCAAUGAGGCUGCUCUGGCGCUGCGCAUUGGUGCACAGCGUCGCCCUGCAUUCGGGCGGAGUAAACGCAUUGCAUCCAAGCGGCGUCAAGAUCUUCUACGACCCCAGACACGCGACGCACAGCAACGCCAAGGGCCACCCCGAGACGCCGCGCCGCGUCGACGACUGCCGGCGAGCGCUCGAAAAGACCGACGCGACCUGGCAGUACCUCAAACAAGCGAGGACAGACGCUGAAGAGUCGGUCCGACGCGUACACUCAAACCAGCAUAUUUCACGAGUGAAAAAAGCGUCAAAGUUCUACCGCUUCGGGCGCACGCGACUAGCGGUCGACACGUACGCGAAACGGGGAUCGCAUCAGACGAUGCUGCGGGCCCAAUCGCUGUGGCUCGACGCCGUGGACCACGCUUCUAUCCAAAAUGAAUUGGCGGUGGCGCUCUCGCGUCCACCCGGCCACCACGCGUCGCGGCACGUGGCCGACGGCUUCUGCUUGUACAACUUCGCGGCGGGCGCGGCCGCCUACGCCCUCGACGUCCUCGGCAAGGACUGGGUGGCUUUGCUGGAUUUUGAUGUCCAUCACGGCAACGGCGUCGCCGCGUACGCCGACGAGGAAGCUCGAGUAAUGUACGCGUCGGCGCACCAGGCGCCGCUCUGGCCGAACACGGGUGAUGACCCUUCCGACCAAGGUUUACUGGGCAAUCGAUUGAAUGCGUGUGUGAAAAGAGGCGCCGACGCCGUCGAGUUCUGCGGCGCUUGGGACCGCUGUCUGAAGUUUGUGGCAGAUCGUGUUUCAGGAAGCAAUGGGUUACUAGUAGUGAGCGCGGGCUUCGAUGCGCUGCUCGAGGACCCGCUGGCGCAGUGCCGCCUGCGACCCCAGGAUUAUGUACGAAUAGGGCGCGCUACAAAAGAUGCCGCUGAAACUUUAGGCGUCCCCGUCGUGCUGGGCCUGGAAGGGGGCUACUCGACGAAGGUGGGAGACGCCUUCGCCCACUCCAUAAGACCGUGGCUCGGCGACGACGCGGAUCUAGUGGAAGUGGAGGCGGCGCCGAAGCUCGCAAGGCGCGUCGAGGUCUGCGAAUCCAAUCAACUACCGGAGCCCGGUGCGUUAAGAUGCGUCUCGACAAAACACGGCCCUCUCACGAUCGCUACCACAUCAGACGGCGCGGCCUACGCUCUACAAAAACGCCUGCCGCCCUACGGCCUGGCGACGCGUUUUUAUGGAGACUUCGACGGCCAGGUACGUACCAUAAAAGAUAGGGGCUCGGGCACGAAGUUCUACGUCGACUCGGGCGACGUCCGCGGGCCCUGGUGCCCCGCCAUCUUACCGAAGCGGUGCGCGGCCGGCGUCCCGCUUCAUAUACGCCAUCGCCGCGACUCGUCGCUCGCCGUCCGGUAGAGUUCGGACCAGCUCACACGCAGACCACUCGCGCGGCGGCGGCGCCUCCCCGCGGACUACCGGGACGCAAGCGCGAUUCAGACGGCGCGCCUCGACGUCGUCGACGGCGUCGCCACCGCGUCGAGCGACGAGUUGGAGGCGGUCCUCUCCGCGGCCCCGCGGCAGCUCUAUCCCAAACUUAGGAAGAGGCGCCGACGUCGGCGCCUCGUGACCCAACGAUCCUUCGCGCGCGCGGCCCAGAACGACCGCGCGACCGUCGCCACCUCAAUCAAGAAUGGGGAAUUGCGGACGGCCGCCGUCACAUCAACAGGACUGGAACUCGGGUACUACUUAGUGAGGCUGCCCGACGAGCCGACGCCGGGCACGGACGACGCCCUCUCCGCCAUUCUCCACGGCGGCGAUUCUACAAAAGUGGAACGGGACUCCAGAAGGGGCACGGCCAAGGUCGCGGCGGGCGUCGCCGUCUUCGUCGAGCCGGCGGCGCGGGGGCGGAACAUCGGCGAGGUCCUCUUCAAGGAGGCGAUGCGGGCGUGCCGCGCGCUCGAUUUCAGGUACAUGCUCUUCGUCGAGCGCGACGGCGGCUCCGGGAAAUUGGUCAAAUGGUACGAGGCCAUGGGGUUCCGGGUCGUGCCGCCGGACGUCCUGCCCGGCCUGGACCGGGCCAUGGUCGGCUACCUGCCUUCGGAUCAGACGUUCUACGACGUCGAGGGCGUGGGGCUGGACGUGGAGAAGUAUUCCUAAAUCAUCGUUCUGUAUCCG
Molecule: messenger RNA, 2289 nt
Organism: Pelagomonas calceolata
Lineage: Eukaryota; Pelagophyceae; Pelagomonadales; Pelagomonadaceae
Source: the annotation of a GenBank genome assembly